CCGGUCUUCGGAAAUAAUCAAUGAAUGGAAGAGAGCUUCAUCACAGCACGCAUGUGUUUUGACUCUCCGUUGUAUCGAGUGAGGUAUGAAUGUUAACACUGCAGCUUUCCAGCGGGCAGAAGAGGAACACCAGGCCGGCUCGGACUCGCAGGCAGUUUGUCCGGCUGCAGUGAGGCGAUGGCCGCUGGAGGCUGCUGGAGGCUGUGUGUGUGGCUCUGCUCUCUCUGCUCUCUGCUCGUCGACACACACCGUCACACAUGCAGUCACAGAAUGCCCUUGCCCUCAGAGGUGAUACAUGAUGUCUACCUGAAACCAGGGAGGCUGACGAAAAGAAGCACAGAAAAGCAGUUAAAGAUCCAGAUUGUUUAUGACUCCAGCUUGGAUGUGCUAGAUGAAGACAAGAGCAGCCUCGUGAAGGACAAACUCUUCCCACAAGCCAUUGAUUAUCUCCAGAGGGCUUUCAGGGUGCGUAGGCAGGCAGGUCCUGUUUUAUUAAGCAGACAAUGUGCAACAAAUCAAUAUCUGCGGAAAAAAGACGAGCCUCAUCGCUAUUGUCAAGAAGCUUGUGCAAAUGUCACAAAAUGUGGACCAGUUGUUGUACCUGAGCAACACUUACAGCAAUGCAGAGUCUGCAGCGAGACAUGGAAGUCAUGUGGGCCAGACGGACCUCCAGACGGUGAGGGUGUUGAAGGGGCAGAUUUUGUGCUCUAUGUGAGUGGGGUGACCACAGAGCGCUGCGGCCAAGAAAAUAUUGUGGCCUAUGCAGCAUACUGCCAACUGGAGGCAGACCUUGACAGGCCCAUUGCUGGAUAUGCCAAUUUGUGUCCAAAUAUGAUCUCGACUCAGCCUCAGGAGUUUGAAGGCAUGCUCUCCACUGUCAAGCAUGAGAUUAUGCAUGCCUUGGGUUUCUCAGCUGGGCUCUUUGCCUUUUACCACGAUGAUGAUGGGAAACCUCUGACUCCACGCUUUGCAAGUGGCUUACCAGCAUUUAAUGAAAGUUUGGGCCUAUAUCAGUGGAGUGAUAAAGUCAUAAAGAGAGCGACACGACUGUGGGAUAUCCGUGGAGGUCACAUGAUUCGACAUGAGGUCCACCUGAUGGUCACACCACGAGUUGUAGAAGAAGCUCGGAGACAUUUCAAAUGCCCUAUUCUUGAGGGCAUGGAGCUGGAAAACCAAGGGGGCAUGGGCACUGAGCUGAAUCACUGGGAAAAGCGCUUACUAGAGAAUGAAGCGAUGACUGGAUCUCAUACACAGAACAGAGUUUUUUCCAGGAUAACGUUGGCUAUAAUGGAAGAUACAGGGUGGUACAGGGCCAAUUACAGCAUGGCAGAAAAAUUAGAAUGGGGAAAAGGUUUGGGCUGUGACUUUGUGAUGAAAAGUUGCAAAUUCUGGAUUGACCAGCAACGCAAAAUGAGGCCCACGCUGACCCCAUACUGUGACUCUGUGCGAGGCACGCCUCUACAGCUCUCCUGCAGGCAGGACCAGCUGGCAGUGGCUGUGUGCAACCUGCAGAAGUAUCCUCAGCCUCUGCCACGAGAAUAUCAGUAUUUUGACAGUAUACUUGGAGUGGCUGAAGAGGAUUUACCCUUUUAUGGAGGGUCAGUGGAGAUUGCGGACUUCUGCCCCUUCAGUCAGGAGUUCAGCUGGCAUCUGAGUGGAGAGUACCAGCGCAGCUCCUUCUGCAGAAUUCAGGAAAACCAGCCAGACUCUUGGAGGAAUUACGCGGCUGAAGAAUAUGGUCCUGACUCGGUUUGUCUGUACCAGAAGUCAGCUUUCGUCAUGGAGCAGUGCAAUAAACGCAUGACCUACCCAGACUGGGGAAGUGGAUGCUAUAAGACGUCGUGCUCAGUAGAGGGUUUACAGGUGUGGGUGCAGGAUCAGAACUUCCUGUGUGCGCACGCUGGCCAGGUGCUUAAUGUGAACGUGAGGAUGAAUGAGUGGGUGUACAGUGGGCAGCUGAUCUGCCCUGCCUGCUCAGACUUCUGCAGCCACUGCCCUGCUCGUCACGAGUUCCCACCAAUCAACACUACUCACACUGUUCGUAUAGACCCUUGCUCCAGCUCUUCUGGCUUGGUGGUGACGUUGUGGCGGCUCCUGUUCAACCUCAUCCCGUUGCUGGCGGGCUUCAUGCUGUGUGUGAGGCAUUAAAAUGGGUGUGAGUGCAGGGAGGAUAUAGGCGUCCCACUGCCACAGCCUUCCUGCUGAGAUUCUUAUACUAGCAGGGAAAGCAGUGCUCAGUGUUAUUGUAUCCGUGUCCACUGUCAUCUCUCCUGUGAAUAUGAAGGCCAGAGUUAAAGUCGGUUGGAAAAAGCCAUUGACUUCACUUUGCUCCGUCUUGAUAUCAAGUGCCAGUCAGCUGUAUUUGAAAUCAGAAGCCAUAGUCGUACGAGCAAGGCAUGCAGCAGGUGACCUUAAAAAUGCUGGUGCUAAUUUGUGUCGUCUUCUACAUAUCUCCAACGGGCACGUAGCUUUUUUUCUAGAGUUGAUGAAGGUGAAAUUUUUAAAUGCCAGUGCUUAUUGGUUGUGAAUCUUUGAAACUGAAUGUGUGUGGCGUGUCGGUAUAAAGUGGCUCAGACAAAUCAUUUAAUAGUAAUAUUUGUUUGAAUUGGCAUGUACUGGAAGAAAGGGGGGGGACAUAAGUAGCUCAUAAUUUUACUUUUUAUAGAUAUAUUUACUAUGAUGUUUUUAUAUUUAUUUGAGUAAACGGUGUCCAAAACUGUGUCCUAGGCUUUUAAAGUGUACAUUUUAAUUAAACAAAGACUUUCAGACUGGUUAAAUACAACAACCAAUGCACUAAUAUGAAGAACCAGUAGAGAUGCACUAGGCUAGUUUUGCAGUAUGCAAUCAUCUUAACUCCCAGUUAGUAAAUUUGACUUUUGCAUAGGUUUUUUUUUUUCUUUCUUUUUUUCCCCUUUAGCUUGAUAGUCUGUCACUUUAGAUCCGAAUGGCAUUGUCAUUAUCAUUUAUUCUUUCACAACAAAGACCAGUUCCAUGCUUAAAAAUAUGAGACUU
Messenger RNA from Neoarius graeffei (lesser salmon catfish), 3012 nucleotides. It is a transcript of the gene lmln, whose product is annotated as leishmanolysin-like (metallopeptidase M8 family). Gene Ontology annotation, molecular function: metalloendopeptidase activity. The transcript has 17 exons. The record is from RefSeq and is a predicted model, not a curated record. Gene Ontology annotation, biological process: proteolysis; cell adhesion. Lineage: Eukaryota; Metazoa; Chordata; Actinopteri; Siluriformes; Ariidae. The coding region runs from base 178 to 2148 and encodes 656 amino acids. Gene Ontology annotation, cellular component: membrane; cytoplasm.